This is a messenger RNA of Ailuropoda melanoleuca (giant panda), 3062 nucleotides long. It is a transcript of the gene SLC35C1, whose product is annotated as solute carrier family 35 member C1. The coding region runs from base 227 to 1345 and encodes 372 amino acids. NCBI's taxonomy places the organism in Eukaryota, Metazoa, Chordata, Mammalia, Carnivora, Ursidae. The record is from RefSeq and is a predicted model, not a curated record. The transcript is spliced from 3 exons.
AACGAGAACUCAGAAGUGAGCGCCCCACGUUGGUCCCAGGGCAAGAAGCAGGGAAAAGUCGGCCCUCCAGGCUGCCUGGUGACUGUCGCCCAGGGCUGGUGCCGGACUUCCCAGGCUCCGUUCCUGGAAGAGGGCACAGACCCCUCCGCGCACUUGCGGCAGGAAGCGGUUCCCGGGAGCACUUCUGGAAGCUCUGGCGGGGCGCGGGGCAAGCGGCUGGCCAGGGAUGAAGCCGGGUCCCGGGACGUGCAAGCGGCGGGCCCCUCUGAAGCGGUCCCGGAUCCUGCACAUGGCACUGAUGGGGGCUUCCGACCCCUCUGGAGAGGCAGAGGCCAGCAAGGAGAAGCCCUUCCUGCUCCGGGCUCUGCAGAUCACACUGGUGGUGUCACUCUACUGGGUCACCUCCAUCUCCAUGGUGUUCCUUAACAAGUACCUGCUGGACAGCCCCUCCCUACAGCUCGACACCCCCAUCUUCGUCACCUUCUACCAGUGCCUGGUGACCACGCUGUUGUGCAAGAGCCUCAGCACCCUGGCCGCCCUCUGCCCUGGCGCCAUGGACUUUCCCUCCCUGCGCCUGGACCUCCGGGUGGCCCGCAGCGUCCUGCCCUUGUCCGUGGUCUUCAUCGGCAUGAUCACCUUCAACAACCUCUGCCUGAAGUACGUCGGGGUGGCCUUCUACAACGUGGGCCGCUCCCUCACCACCGUCUUCAACGUGCUGCUCUCCUACUUGCUGCUCAAACAGACCACUUCCUUCUAUGCCUUGCUCACCUGCGGAGUCAUCAUCGGAGGCUUCUGGCUUGGUGUGGACCAGGAGGGGGCAGAGGGUACCCUGUCUUGGACGGGCACCCUCUUCGGCGUGCUCGCCAGCCUCUGUGUCUCGCUCAACGCCAUCUACACCAAGAAGGUGCUCCCGGCAGUGGACGGCAGCAUCUGGCGCCUGACCUUCUACAACAAUGUCAACGCCUGUGUCCUCUUCCUGCCCCUGCUCCUGCUGCUGGGGGAGCUGCAGGCCCUCCGUGACUUUGCCCAGCUGGGCAGCGCCCACUUCUGGGGUAUGAUGACACUGGGCGGCCUGUUUGGCUUCGCCAUCGGCUACGUGACAGGUCUCCAGAUCAAGUUCACCAGCCCCCUGACCCACAACGUGUCUGGCACAGCGAAAGCCUGUGCCCAGACGGUGCUGGCGGUGCUCUACUAUGAGGAGACCAAGAGCUUCCUCUGGUGGACAAGCAACAUGAUGGUGCUGGGGGGCUCCUCGGCCUACACCUGGGUCCGGGGCUGGGAGAUGAAGAAGAUUCAGGAGGAGCCCAGCCCCAAAGAGGAGGAGAAGAGCAACAUGAGCGUGUGAGCUCCUCCAGGGACCCGGGGAUGGCCCGGUCAGGGAGAAGGCCUGGGGUAGGGCCGGAAUAGCCAUGAAGACAUCUCUCUGGACCCUGAGAAGGUGAUCUGGAGGGGGUAUUGUUUACAAACCUGAUCACAGUCUGGUGGUUGAAAUGGAACCGGUAUUGUCCAGUGAUGUUAGAAAGUUGCCAAACCUAUCUCAACCCCCUGUCCUGUUUCUGGGUUUUGUGCUCCCCUAGGGAGGAGGGACCCCACGGAAACAGCCAGUUAGGUUCUCUGGAAGAGCACUCGCUUUCAGGGAGGCAGCACCCCUUCCUGUCCCCCUUCCAGGGCCUUCUACCUCCACAUGACCUUUGGAGUUGGGGACAGGCCACGACCUUUAAGGGACAGCAGUAAGUCUUCACUCAUACUCAGGGGAGUUGGGGGUGUGACCCCACCAGAGGCCAACUGAAGGGAUUUGGGAAACCUCACAUCUCUGGGUCCCAGGACAGGCAGCGAAGCUUGGACCCCACAAAUCAGCCUUCUUCUAGAGGAAAGUGUGGGUGGGGCUGAGGGAGAAAACAGACAAGUGUUCCCUCUUCUCUGCAUCCAGCCCAGCAGGCCCCAUGGAAGGGCACAGAGGAUCAUUUGUCCCCGACCCUGGCCCUGGCCCCACCAGGGACUGCUGGGAAUUGGCCUGGGAAUGGGGUACCUCAUGGGAAAGUGCCCUUUUCCCACCAUCUGCACCUUAUGUUCCCAGCUUUCGAACACAGGGGAGCCACACAGGAUCAUUAACACCCACCCCAAUCCCUGACACUAAGAAGUGUCAUUCGUCCCUCCUGAGGAGCACCUGGCCCAGGUAAGACCUGGAGGUGGAGCCAGGUAGCCCUCCCAACUCUGCCUUCUCAGAGCUGCAUCCCCAAGGGGGCUGAUGGAGCACGGGUCCUGGCUCUGAGCCUACCACCUCGCGGUGCUGCGCCAUCCCCAGAUCCUGCUGCCUGCGCAGGUGUCCAGACCUGGCUUUGACGAAGGUGAUACACGAACACUUGUGUUUCUUCCCUGAGGUUAGGGCUGAAAGAAUCUUCUCCUCCUCCCACCCCUGCCCCGGGGCCUCAGGACGGCCUUCACAACUCUGUUGCACGUUCUGUUCCAUCUCCUUGGGGUAAUUCCCUAAUGUUUUUAGGCCCCACAGGGAAAGGUUGGGGAGGGUGGUCUUCUAAUUCACGGUGGUUUCUAAGCAAGUGAGUAGGACCUCAUGCCCUGAAUGGAGUGUGGAUUUCAUUAAAAGUGGGAGUAAGACACUGUCAGGUAAACCCUGACAGUUGGGGUUCUUUUCUUUUCUGCAAAGCAAGUGCCUGACUUAGCUCCGAUGGCUGAAGCAUCCACGUCAGAGAUUAUCAAAGAUUGCCAGCCACAGGACAGGACAAAGAGCCAGGCUGCCUCCCCCAUCAGAGGCCCCUUUGUUUUCAAGAUCUUGGUUGAUUUCAGUAACUGAUCAUUUGGGCCACUUGUUUGGUUGGCUUUUUCUCUUCCUACACUUUAAAUUUCCACUCUUAUAUUUUGAAUUCACCAAUAAAGAGUAAGCCCACAAAACCCUCGACCCCAAUAAAUGUAGAACGGCCUGUUUGUGUUCUCUCAUACUCUCUCCGUCUCCCCCCCACACAUGCCCCCCACAUCACUGUGUGGCCCCAGGCGUGCUGUGUAGUUUCCAGAUCCUGUGAGUAAUAAACCUUUAUUUUUUCAAA